This is a messenger RNA of Rattus rattus (black rat), 3226 nucleotides long. RefSeq names its product coiled-coil domain containing 73 (gene Ccdc73). Bases 1 to 3201 code for a protein of 1066 amino acids. The transcript is spliced from 17 exons. The record is from RefSeq and is a predicted model, not a curated record. NCBI's taxonomy places the organism in Eukaryota, Metazoa, Chordata, Mammalia, Rodentia, Muridae.
AUGGAGGACAGUUUCAACACCAAACCAUCAGCAUCUACCUUUACUCUUCAGAGUUCCUCAGAGACAAUGGUUUCUAUCCAGCUCCUCGAUUUCAGAACAAGUUUACUUGAAGCACUAGAAGAGCUGCGUAUGAGAAGGGAAGCAGAGACUCAAUAUGAAGAGCAGAUUGCUAAAAUUAUUAUGGAGACACAAGAACUGAAAUGGCAAAAGGAGACUCUUCAGAAUCAAAAGGAGGCAUUAAUAAAGCAACACAAAGAAGCAAUGGGAGUUUUUAAAAAUCAGCUGCAAAUGAAGAUGUAUGCCUUGGAAGAAGAAAAGGGAAAAUACAAACUUGCUACAGAAAUCAAAGAAAAAGAAAUAGAAGGAUUGAAGGAAACAUUAAAAACACUACAGGUUUCUCAAUAUUCUUUACAGAAGAAAGUGAGUGAAAUGGAGCAAAAGGCUCAUUUACACCAUCUAGCUAAAGAAGAUUAUCACAAGCAACUCAAUGAAAUUGAAAAAUACUAUGUUACAAUAACAAAUCAGUUUGGAUUGGUGAGAGAGAAUCACGUAAAGUUAGAACAAAAUGUACAAGAAGCAAUACAGUUAAACAAAAGACUCUCCACCUUAAAUGAAAAACAGGAAUCUGAAAUUCACAGUUUAAAGAAGGAACUAAAGAAAGCAGCUUCAGAGCUAAUUAAGUCCAAGGUCACAUGUCAGCAUAAGAUGGAGGGAGAGAGUAUAGAUCUAAUAAUUAAAGAACAAAAAUAUGAAGAGCUUCAAGAAAGACUCAACGUGGAAUUGGAAUUAAAUAGAAAAAUUAAUGAAGAGAUUACCCACAUUCAAGAAGAAAAGCAGGACAUCAUCAUUUCUUUUCAACAUAUGCAGCAAUUGCUUCAGCAAGAGACUCAAGCUAAUGGUGAAGUCAGGGCAGAAUUGAAGGUGCUGAGAGAAAAGAAUCAGACCCUUGAAAGAGAUAAUGAGCUGCAAAGGGAGAAGGUAAAAGAAAAUGAAGGAAAGUUCCUUAAUCUUGAGAAGGAGCAUGAGAGAGCACUAGGAACUUGGAAGAAACAAGUUGAAGAACUUAGUGGAGAAAUGAAUAGGAUUAAAAGUGAGUUGUCAUCCCUUAAGGAGACCCAUGUUAAGUUGCAAGAACAUUACAACAAAUUAUAUGAACAGAAUAAAAAUGAGGAAUGUAAGAAGUUUCAGAAUGUUCCAGAACUAAAUAAUGAAAAUGGUGAUGAACCAUCUAGCAAAAAAUCAAAAAAUAACAUCGUACAAAAGUACAAUUCUGGUCAAGAAAUAUGGGGGGAAAAUACAAAGAGUUGUUUGGAUACUGAAUACAGGGAAAGAGAAGAAAAGAAAGACCUACCUGUAGGGAAAACUGCAGAAGAUUUACAGCCUCUUGAAAUAAGUGCCAAAAGUGAAAUUAAUACUAUGAUAUCUCAGGAGAGAAACCAAAGUGGAAUGUCCCCACACAAAGUCCUUUGCCUAGAUAAAGAUGUAAAUGACCAAGAACAAACCUCAAAUGUUACUGACAGUAGAAAAUCAACCCCCGUAGAAGUAAAAGACAAGCUGUGCUUGGAAAAAGCCAGUGGAUGUUCAGAGUUUAAAUCAUUGAACAAUUUCUUUUUAGUGGUAGAUGAAUUACUAGAAACAGAAAAGAUAUGCCUAGAAGGAACUGAAGGAUUAGGUCUUCCCCACAGAGCUGUAGAUGUACCUCUGGACACUCGGAGUAGCAAAGCAUCCUUUAAUGGCGUAUCAAAUGAGAUGGCUCACAAAAGAAACCAUCACACAGAUGCUUCUGAAAGCAACCCAUUCAAACAUCAAUUCAAAUUGCUUCCAGCAGAUCUGGAAAAUGCUACAGAGAAGGAAAUUACAAAUCAUGACCAAAACAAAGCAGGCUUAGAUUCACUUCUAGAUAUAAAGCUAAAUCUUGAUCUGUGUAAGAAACAUGGUUUACAGGAUUCACGUAAUGUUAUGUUAGAUGUUAAGUACCAAAAAAUAAAACAAAUGUUAAGAGAAGAGUGUCAGUGCAGCAUAGAGCCCUGCUCUUGUUAUCAUUCAGCCAGUGAGACUCCCCAGCCUGGAGCAACCGCGGCCUGUGCUGCAGUAAUCGGUCCAUCUGGUCCAUCUGCUAGCCCUGGUAACGAUUCGACAGUCCUUAAGAAACCGGAACACAGUGUCAGUACCCUGCUAACAGCAGUGAAACUUUCCUCAAGCCCUGCAGAAAGAACUACAAGAACAAAUGUAAAUGACAUACAAAACAGUCCACUUAAGAACCAUUCGGGAACUUCCGAAAGCAGUGUGGGCAUCACAGACUUUCAGUUUAGCCCAGGGGACAGUCAUGCUCCACAAGCCCAAGAUUUCAAAACUGCAGUUCCCCUGACAACUUCCACCGAAAAACAGCUUCCCAGUGAGAAUCAGAUAACUGAAGCUCCAGAAAGUGGUCUCUUUUCCUUGGUAGGUGUUAAGGAAAGACAAUGUAUGCUGAUAAAUAACAGAGAGAAAGCAGAGGCAUUAAAUGACAUCCUGUCAGAAGAAACAUGCUAUGAAGGUCAGCUGGAAGAAGCACAUUUGUCUCAUGUAACUCCAUCUGCAGACUCAGUAAACACAAGUCCAAGGUCAGCCUUUGAUCUUCCUACUCCAGAUAAAGAAAGGGAGAAAACUCCAGGCUACAUGAAGUUUGUAGCCCCUAGUCCUAGGCCAAAAAUAAACCAAACUCAAACCGCAGGCACUGUAACUUCCAGCAUCCCUUCAUUGCUGAAGGAGAAACCAGUAGGUGUGUCAGAAAACAGAGUGAUUGCUCCAGUGACCUUUUGUAAAAAUGAUGAUCUGGAUGACACUAGGAAAAACAUUGGGUCAGAUCCUAUCAGCACUAGCAGAGUUGCUGACACUGUGAGUAACUGGAGCAUCCAUCUAGAUCCCAAGGGACAGCCCAGUGAAGAGAGGAAUGCAACUGCACAGACGGUUCAUGAUUCUUCUUUUCCCACAGAACAUGGGAAAGCAGAGCCUUUGACUUCAACUGUGCAACAAAGCCAUUCCCAGACGAGCAAGGUUACAGACACCCUGGAUCCAUUCACCUUCUGUCCUGGUAAGAAAGACUGGCAGAGCCUUGUGAUGAACCAACUAACUGAAAUUGGAAAGUUACUAAGCUUAGAAAAUGACAACCAGCCCAAAAGACGAAAAGUAGAAGAAAUGCUGGAUAAAGUAAUUGAUUAAGUAUUGAUAAAUGCUCUCAUUAGUG